UCAACGCUGUCACACGGUAUCUUUUGUGACUGCUUCUACACAAACAAAACAAAAAGGAUAACAAGAACCCUCUUCACUCUUCAAUUUCCAAAACCACAGAGAAAUGGCAAUCUCCUCCGGCGUUUUCUCCACCGCUUUUCUGUCCCCCGAAAGUGCGUCUUUCCUCAAGCCGUCCUUCAGACCUAACCUUGUCGCGCCCGGUAAUCUUCGCAUGGUUCGUACUGUGACCUUAGCCACUGCCUCCAAGCCCGCGACCGGAAAGCGCGAACCUCGAGGCAUUAUGAAGCCUCGCCCCGUGUCCCCUGAAAUGCAAUCUCUUGUCGGUGUCCCUGAAAUCCCCCGCACGCAGGCUCUCAAACGGAUUUGGGCUUAUAUCAAAGAACACAAUCUUCAGGAUCCUGAAAACAAGAAGAUCAUAGUUUGUGAUGAGAAGCUGAAGAAGAUAUUUGGAGGAAAGGAUAGAGUUGGCUUCCUUGAGAUUGCUGGGUUGAUUAGUCCUCAUUUCCUGUAAGAAAACCAAAUUGAAGAUUGAAAAGCUGAUAACCAUAAUUUGUUGGAGAGCUAUUUUGGUGCUAGUGAAGGUGGAUGUUGCUUUCUGCAAGUAAUGGUGUUUUCAGACUUCUAGGUGUUGGGGUACAGAAGUAGAACUGUUUUAAUGAGUUAUUUGCUUCUGGUUCUUUAUGAUGUAGGUUAUUUAAUGCAAUAUUAUUACUUGCUGUGGGUUUAUGCAUCUUAAAAUUUGGUGGAAUUUAUAUACACAAGUUUCUACUUUUAAGUAUUAA
Mangifera indica (mango) is the source of this 782-nucleotide messenger RNA. Its product is annotated as SWI/SNF-related matrix-associated actin-dependent regulator of chromatin subfamily D member 1-like. Gene Ontology annotation, cellular component: nucleus. The transcript has 2 exons. The coding region runs from base 104 to 511 and encodes 135 amino acids. Lineage: Eukaryota; Viridiplantae; Streptophyta; Magnoliopsida; Sapindales; Anacardiaceae. The record is from RefSeq and is a predicted model, not a curated record.